Archocentrus centrarchus (flier cichlid) is the source of this 2684-nucleotide messenger RNA. It is a transcript of the gene ovch2, whose product is annotated as ovochymase-2. Bases 179 to 2014 code for a protein of 611 amino acids. Gene Ontology annotation, biological process: proteolysis; acrosome reaction. Gene Ontology annotation, molecular function: serine-type endopeptidase activity. The record is from RefSeq and is a predicted model, not a curated record. The transcript has 16 exons. Lineage: Eukaryota; Metazoa; Chordata; Actinopteri; Cichliformes; Cichlidae.
AGCUUGACCGUGAGAUGACAAACACUUUCACCACAUUCCUGCAGCUCAUUUUGCUGUGAAGUGUGAACUCACCAGUCACCCUCACCCCCAGCCUUUACUGGUUUGGUCGUGAGUGUGCGCUCACGUCACACCAGUCCUUAUAAACGUUUUUAUCUGCGCAGUGUGAGACCCUUUCUUCAUGUGUGGGUUAGUGAUGAGGACCACUGCCGCUCUGCUCGCCCUCUGUGUUUGGGUGAACUCUGGGAUCCAUGCUCCUCAAACAGGUUCAAAAUGUGGUGUGCCGCAAGUGUGGAACCCAAUGGUUUCCUCUCUGAGGGUGGUAGGAGGGACUGAAGCCAUAUAUGGAUCGCACCCGUGGCUGGUGUCCCUGCAGAAUCGGGGCUCUCAUUUCUGUGGAGGAUCCGUCUUGAGUGACCGCUGGAUACUGAGCGCUGCACACUGCUUCACGUCUUUGUCCAAAGAGUUUCUCAGUGGUGUGAGAGUCCACGUGGGAGAGUUUGACCUGAGAGUGCGUGAUGAGGAGGAGCAGGUCUUUCUGGUGAAGUCUGUCUCGGUCCAUGAGAAGUACAACCACGCUUUGCCGAUGGACUAUGACAUCGCUCUGAUAGAGCUGGAUCAACGCAUUCAGAUGGGAGCUCGCGUCCAGCCGAUAUGUCUGCCUCUACCCAAUGAGAGCAUCCCUCCUCAGGCCACCUGCAUCACGGCUGGAUGGGGCAGGAUAAAGGAAAGGGGGCGUCUUCCUGUGGUUCUGAGAGAGGUGCGCUUGGAUUUGGUGGAUCAAACCAAAUGUAAAUACGUCCUCCAAACUCUGAACCGGAGACCAGCCCGGCCUCAGCCAACCGUCACAGUCCUGUGUGCCGGGCCAGAGAGAGGAGGGAGAGACGCCUGUCAGGGAGACUCAGGAGGUCCUCUGGUGUGUCAGGCGGGGUCAGAAGGCUGUCACUGGGUGGUGCUGGGCGUGACUUCCUGGGGUAAAGGAUGUGGUAGGAGCUGGGGAAACAACAGCAGCCGUCCCCCUUCCAAAAGAGGUUCUCCGGGGAUUUUUACUGACGUCAGGCUGCUGCUGCCUUGGAUCAAGCGCACACUGAGAGAAGCCGAGCAGCAGCGAACAGCGGUUUUAUCGAGACUCUGCAGUGUGACAGACGGGCCUGUGUCUGACAUUAACGGGGUGAUCAAAAAUCCCAGGCUCCCUGCUGGUCACUAUGACAACAACCAGUUGUGUUUGUGGAGUAUCAGGGUUCCUCCAGGUUAUAGUAUUCUGUUGGAGUUUGAUCACUUUGACUUGGAGAACGACUCACGCUGUCAGUACGACCGGCUCACCGUUUCAGUGGGAAGCCAGAGGCCUGUAGGGAUAUUCUGUGGAAGUGUCCCACCCAGUGCAGUUCUUCUAAAUAAUUCCCAGAAUGCCACGCUUCUCUUCUCCUCUGAUAUUAGCAGAACAGGAAGCGGCUUUGUAAUUAGGCAUCAUGCGGUCAAAAGGCCCUCUCAUCCUGGAUGUGGGGCACUUGUUCUGGUUGAGGAUAACGCUUCUAUACACACCCCGAAUCACCCACAGUCCUACAGUAAUAAUUGUGUCCUUCGCUGGGUAAUCCACGCUCCACUGGGUCAUGUAGUUAAGUUGGAGUUUGCUGAUUUUGACCUGGAGGAGUCGGACAGAUGCUUGUAUGAUUCUCUCACUGUCCUGGGAGAUGUUGAAGGAGCAGAGGAGAUAGCCCUGCUGUGUGGUGGCAGCAUCCCUCCUCCUGUCCUGUCCUACAGCAGCAUCAUGGUGCUUCAGUUUACGUCAGACAGCAGCAUCACUCACAGGGGCUUCAGGGCUACGCUAACAUUCAUCAGCACUGCAGACCUUCAUUAUCAGAAGAGAACAGAUGUUGAGGAUCUGCCAGAUGUUUUGACAGCUAAUCGGGAACGUAUGACGUCUUAUGAAGCAGCUGUGCAGCAGUACAGGACCAGAGCUCUGCCUCACCAGGCCGAUGUGGACCAGAGUGUAGAUGAAGGCUACAGCGGUGAAUGAACGGGGCCUGCACAGUAACCUGCUGGAAGGAGGUUACUGUGAAAUCCUCCUGCCUUUCAAACUGCUUCUACUUGGGAAGGCAAACUGGACUUUUUUAGCCAGCUAUCUGUUACUUGUUGCUAUUUCUUAGAAUACUGACAGUUGAAGCAUCGUACUGGCAGCUUAGUUUAUAUAACUUUAGGAUUUGCUGCACACCAUUUUGUAUUCUUGCGAUUAUCGUACCCUGAAAUAUUAAAGAUGGGAAAAAAUCUAAUUAAAUCAUUUGACUUUUUGACAAGUCACUGAGUUGAACUGAAUGAAAUGAUUGUAACACUGUAACUGUUAAUGGGCACAAAUAAAACUGCCUCAUCAUCCUAAGAUUAGUGUUGUAUGGAUUUUUAGCAAUACUGCAGAGCUACUGAGGAUGACCGUGUCGGUCUGUCAACACCAUUUUUGUAGAGACUAAAACAUUUGAACUAAUAGAUCUAGAGUCACAUUAAGGUUGACAUUUGUGGACCUGAGUGAAAUGUUAAUAACAUGUAAAUUCAUUAACACACGUUUGAAUUUUAAAAACUUUGGUAGUAUUCUAUUUUUUUCACGUUCAACCAGCUAAUCUCAUACAGGCUGCAGUAUGUGCACAACCCACUUCCACCCCAGCUCCAUCUUUCAUGCUGUAUCUGACUUAAUGCUA